AUGUCCAUUCAAGCCCAGGCUGUGACCUUCACCGACUUCGGCAAAGAUCUUCCCAAUGUUCUCAAACAGACAAAGUUCGUCAUUGAUCCUGCCAACUUGAAGAGCAACCAGUUGGUGCUCAAGGCUCUUGCCAAUUCUGUCAACCCAUCUGAUAUUCAUGAGAUUUUUGGAGGAUACAGAAUCCCCAGAACGCAAUACUUGAAUCCAGAUGAGCCACUCUAUGUUGGUGGAAACGAAGGUGUUUUCCGCGUAGUUGAAGUUGGUUCAGAUGUAAAAUUCAAAAAGGGUGAUUGGUUGAUUGCAAAGUUGCCAGGAUUUGGAACAUGGAGAAGUUAUGCUUUGGCUACAAUCGAGGCUGAUGAUCCUGAACCUUUCAUCAAGAUCUCGUCGGAUGACGACGACAGCUUAUCUGUAGAGCAGGCUGCUACCAUUUCUAUCAAUCCUCCCACUGCUCUUCAGCUCUUAAAUCAAUUUGUCAAGGACUGGGCAGAUGAUGGUAACGACUGGGUUAUUCAAAAUGCGGGAAACUCGCUGGUAUCUAAAUUUGUUACCCAAUUGGCUAAGUUGAAGAAUGUAAAGACGAUUUCAAUUGUUAGAGAUGGAAAAUCAGAUGAAGAAAUCAAGGAGUUGCAGGACUUUCACGCUACUAAAGUGUUGACCGAAUCUGAGUUCUUAGCGGAAGAUUUCCUCUCUAAGACUUUGCCAGCCUUGAUUGGUCCAAAGGGAAAAGUCAGAUUGGCUUUGAACUCUAUCGGUGGUGGUGAAGCAGUUACGCAGCUUGCCAACUCGUUAUCGCACGACGGUUUCUUAGUCACUUUUGGUGUCAUUGGUGGAGGUCAGAUUUCCAUUGAUCCUAGAAUUCAGUUGUUCAAGAACAUCACCACUGCUGCCUACUGGUUGACUGCCAAUACUAAGAAAAACCCACAGUCGAAGGUUGAUACGGUUCAAACUCUUCUUGAAUACUACAAGCAAGGGAAGAUUGUUGAUACUCCUCUUAACAAGAUCCAGUUCAAGGAAAAUGAGAAUAUCCAAAAGGUAUUUGUCAAUGCCAUCGUUAAUUCUAAAGACGGCAAACAGGUAAUCUUCUAUGAAUAG
This is a messenger RNA of Scheffersomyces stipitis CBS 6054, 1095 nucleotides long. RefSeq names its product Mrf1p (gene MRF1). Gene Ontology annotation, biological process: fatty acid metabolic process. Bases 1 to 1095 code for a protein of 364 amino acids. The transcript has a single exon. Gene Ontology annotation, cellular component: mitochondrion. The record is from RefSeq and is a predicted model, not a curated record. Gene Ontology annotation, molecular function: trans-2-enoyl-CoA reductase (NADPH) activity. NCBI's taxonomy places the organism in Eukaryota, Fungi, Ascomycota, Pichiomycetes, Serinales, Debaryomycetaceae.